GUGGCAGUCGCUGCCGACGACGACGAACCGGCACACGAUCACGAUCACGACGACGACGACGAUAACGACGACGGCGACGCCGAUCUUCCCGAGCGGUGCCGAUCUCGCGAUCUAAAUACACCGCGUGUCUUGUCGCGCCGACCGAUCGUUUCCCGACAAGCGAAUCGACGUCGUAUGAAAGAGAAGUGAAAUAUGUGCCCUUCGAUUCGCAGGUGUAGCUGCAGAUGCGGCUGAAAGUCGACUAAAUCCAAGAGUAUAUUGGUGUCGCUCCAGUGUCACUGACUGUAUCCCUAUACGUGAGGAUUACUUUGGGAGAUAAAGAUUCAUCUAUCUCGGAGUACCGCAUGUGUGUUCCGUUUUCGAGACAUUUAUAUAAAAUUUAUGUGGGUCUGUGUUGUUGUGAAUUUAAAUCCCUUUCGCAACUAUUGCGACCACAGUGAUACCGAAGAAUUUAUCGGAAACGCAUUCUUUUUCAAACGCUGUUCUUCUCAUGCUUCAAUUGUAAAGUCUUUAUAUCUAAUAAAUCAUCUUUCUCAUCAUUUUUCUUACAUCUAAUAAAAAAAUCUUUAAAAGAUCGAAGUUGAUUAUCAGCCAACUCUAAAAUUGGAGCACAUAACGAAGAAGCUUCCCUUAAGCUAAAUCUUAAUUUAAAUAUCACAUUUAAUCUGAUUAGUUUGAAAGAUUCUAUUGCGACAAAUAGCUUCUGAAGGUUAAUUUAUUUCUUAUAAAUCAUAUCGCAUUAAAUCAAGGUAUUAUCAGCGAGAAAAAAAUAUACUACUCACUGCACUACUUAUCACUAAUACCUAACUAAAAUAAAGACUAUAAAGAGGAAUGAAAGUUAUGCGUGAGAGUACCACCUGAUCGCGUCUCUAAAUUAAAUCGCGCGGCGCGCAAAAGGAGGACCACCUACCAAGAAUAACGUCAAGGCGGGGAAGAAGCAGUGGCAAAAAGCGACGCGUAAAAGACACGCGCCAGAGACGCAGGAUCAAAGUUGAAAUUCCUCGAGAGGGCGGCGAAGGAGGAGGAAGCGAGCGGGGGAAGUCAAAGCGGACGAAGAGGACGUCGACCAAGGACCGACAGCCGAGGCAAAAGUUUCGACCGAGAGAAACGAGUGUGCGGAAAAAAGAGAAGCGGCACAAAGGCAGCGGAAAAAACGCAGCUUGGUUUUGUUAAUCAGAAGAUUACGACGCGUUCGGCUUAAUAACGAGCGAAGAGAAAAGGAAGGGCGUACGUGAAAGGACUGGUGGAAGGACCUCCGGUCGUGAAUUGUGUAUCAUUGGCGCCUGUACUUUUCAUCGAAAGAUCCGACUGAAUAGAAGUCUAUAACAAAGAAUAUAUGUCCGUUCUUGAAUAAAUGAAUAAAUAUUAUUGAACUGCCAGUCGAAUACAGAUAUAUUCACGAAAGAUUGGGAAUUUUAAGAAGGGACGAAAGAAAUUAAAUACUCUCCGUAAAAAGUAAACGUGUGAAAAAUUGCAAGAACACAUAGAAAAUAUAGAAACUGCUAAUUGUUAUUUUUAUGUGAAAAUAGUGAUAAAAGAAAUAGUAAGAAUUUAUCUUUGUAAAAUUUAUUCCAUCGUGUGAGGUGACUAUCAAUAAAUUAAUUUCAUGAAUAUAUAAAUAAUUAUUAUUAAUAACAACCGCAAAAAACAAACGUGACGUUAUACACAAACAUUGACAACGAUCGGUUCAAAGUCGAUCGCGAAGACAUCGAGAAUGUCACGACGAUCUUUCAAAUCGUUUGAGUGGUCGCGAUCUAUCGUGGAAGUGGCGCGAUCGAAAUUCUUCUGGAAUCAAUAUCUGCCUCGCGAGAAGGAUUGCCGUUGAAAUAACUGUGUUUGAAAAAAAGAAAACUCAAUACGAUUGCAGCAACCGAAAUCGAAUGCUGCUCCUCGUGAUAAGAGAGUGGAUCCGACAUAUUGCGUGAAGUCAUCGCGACACCCAAGCCUCAAUUCUCGAUAGAAAACGAUAUCGAGAUGCGCUGCGCAUUGGAAUAUGUAUUUCUGACGAGCCUGCUGAUGGUGCUAAAGACUCAUCGAAUGGGCGCAGCUGCAGAGGAGCCGGAAUUUCAGAACAAAGCACCAGUAAGAUUAGUCUGGGCGACUGAAGGAGACAAUGUAGAGCUGCCAUGCGACAUUACACCGCCGACACCGGAGGAUUCGGUUAAUAUGGUUCUCUGGUUCAAGGACAACGUUGGUAUACCACUCUACAGCCUGGAUGCGAGAAACGGUAGUUUGACCGACGCUAAUCAUUGGGCAGUCAGCGAUGACCUCGGAGGACGAACGUACUUCCAGGUCGGCGAUGGUCACCGAGCGAGAUUGAAAGUCACCAAAGUGACGUUGAAAGAUCAAGGGGUUUUCAGAUGCAGAGUGGAUUUCGUAGAUUCUCCAACACGAAAUUUUCGCGUAAACUUGACACUAGUUGAGCAACCAAGUACACCUGUGAUAUAUGACGCUCAAGGACGAGAAGUGACGGGAGUAGGUGGUCCUUUUUUGGAAGGUUACAGUCUUGUUUUGACCUGUCAAGUGUCUGGAGGUAGACCCAAGCCCUCGGUAACUUGGUGGAAGGACGGCGAGCUGCUGGAUGGCGUGGUAGAUACUGUGCCUAUCGACUCACCGAGUAGAUUUACAGUAAACGAUCUAUUUAUUGACAAAGUCACCAAGUCACUGUGGGGAGCGAAGCUCGAAUGCAGAGCUCAAUCAGGACCAAUGGGAAAACCUAUCGUCCGCGAGGUGUCUCUAGACAUAUAUCUGAAACCGGCGAUCGUAAAGAUCGUUCUGAGCGAAGAUCAGAUUUUUGCCGGUCGUCCAAUCGCCGCCAGAUGCGAAACUUGGGGUAGUUCUCCAGCCGCCAGGAUCAUUUGGAGGCUGGGAGAACAUGUGAUAGGCGAUCCCAACGUAUCCACCACGCAAAGAAGUAAUUCGACGGUGAGCAAGUUGGCUUUAGUUCUCAGUAAGGAUGACGAUGGCAAGGAAUUGAUUUGCCGGGCCGAAAAUCCGAGGUUUCCCGGAGGUGUGCUCGAAGAAGUCAAAACACUUCACAUCUCUUAUGCUCCAGUAGUCGUUGCUCGUUUGGCCACUGGCUACGUCUUGGACACUUUGAGGGAGGGCGACGAUCUCAAGUUAGUCUGCGACGUUCAAAGUAACCCGCCACCGUCGCGAGUAAUUUGGUAUCACGAUAAUCAACGACUGGGGCACGAUGUGAGCGCGGGAAUUUUGGUGGCUUCAAACUCGUUGACCCUUCGGGUGCUCGCGCUCGCACACGUCGGCGAGUAUUCCUGCGCAGCUAUGAACGCCGUGGGAGAAACUCACAGCCCGCCGCUUUUUAUUCACAUGAAAUAUGCACCAAGAUGCAGGGAAGGUAACGAAAGGAGAGAGAUCACCGUCGCUCAACACGAGACAGUAUCGCUCACGUGCGAAGUUGAAGCGCUACCUGACGAUCACGUGCGAUUUUCAUGGACUUACAACGGUACUAUCGGCGAUGUUUUACCUAUUCCAAACUCGAAGGUUGAAAAUAAAGGCCUCAUGAGUGUCUUGGAAUAUACAAUUGGCGCGGAUAAUGAUUACGGCACGUUGGCUUGCUGGGCGAGCAACAACAUUGGACGGCAAAAGGCACCCUGUAUAUUUAACAUCAUACCUGUUAAACCACCACAAUCACCAUUGGACUGUGCACUGUACAACGAAAGCAGUUCACUAGAAGUUAAUUGCAUCCCGGGAUCGGAUGGUGGAUCGCCACAGCACUUUUUGCUGGAAGUUCGAGGAUCUCUCAGAAAUUCCGGUAUCGGCGAAAUUGAUCCUCAUACUCUUCAAACGCCUCAGAGUGAUCAGGGGAUGGUCGGGGAAUCUCCGCCUAUUUAUCAAGAUAUGAAACUGACCCCCAACUUCCAGCUUCACGACCUUGAACCGGGAUACGAUUAUACGGUAUACAUUUACGCGAUCAAUGGACGUGGCAGAAGCGAACCCGUUCUUCUGGAAAACGUCAGAGUGGGGGAAUCUAUUGGUAGAAAGAUGGAGAGAAGCGGGAUUUUUUUGGAGGAUCUAAAGAAAGCGCUGCCGCAAGCCAGUUCCGAGAACAUGAUUAUCAUUAUUGCAUUGACAGGUACAGGCGCGGCAGCGUUGGUUCUCAUCGGCAUCGGAAUGAUUAUCGGUCUGAUAAUCUGUAGAAAAAGAUCAAAUACUACCAUCAUCGAAGGUCCGGAUGAUUUCACCACGCCGACCUAUGUUCCGGCCCAUAGGAUCGAACCCAGAAUCAGGUACUCUAACGAGAACAGACACUCUCAGAGGACAAGUCUUUACGUCGAAGAAAAUCGAAAGGAACCGGAUUUACUUAACCGAGUGGAGCUUGACUUGCGAGAUUAACUCAUCUGAUUUUGUACAGCUAAAAAUAAUCAAGACACAAAGUGCAAUGUAAAGUAGUAUUCCAUAUAAAAUUCAACUGCUUCGCAUAAAUCGGUAUGUUCUAUUCGUGUAAUUAAUAUAAUGUUAUCAAAUUAGAAAUAUCACGAUUGUCGGCUAUAACGAGCAACUAUUAGCCAUGUAAAUUAACGCUUAAGCAGCGCGUGUUAGUUUUUAUGAUGGAGUCGAAAAAGUUGCCGAUCUUCAUGUAAAUGGAGGCAUUACGAAACAUUCUAUUAGCUAUUUAUAUUCAUUUUCCGCGAAACGCUUGGCCGCGCGACACAAAGAGGUCGGCGGUCGAGAUUUGUACUUUAAAUUGUAUAGAGUAUAGAGUUAAAGUAGCGUUAAAAAUUGUACAGUUAUUUUUACAACGUAGAAAGGCGCUAAGACGUCGGAGAUCUUGCAUACUUUUAAGUAUUAGUAUAUUAAUAUUUCGACCCUUAAAAACGUGAUCUUGCGUACCUUUUUUCUUUACAACAGACUGCUUCAAAAAACCAUUUUUAAUGAUUUAGGGAUUUUUUUUAUAAAUUUCAAUCGUGCACACGUGAAACUAUGAGUUUACGUAUUUUAUAAACAAUAAAUAAGUUUCUAUGGUUAUCAUACAUGUCUAUGACAUUAUACUGCUAAUCAAUUAUUUAUAUUUCGAAUACAUUCUUUUUUUGAAGCAGUCCAUAGUUCAUAAAUUAUUGUAUAAUUUUUGAUCAGCGUAGUUUACGCUAUUCCAUACGAUUAUUGUAAAUAUUCAUAUAUUAAUAUACACAAUUAUAAAUAAAAUAAAACCUCCAGAUUGUAUUAUUAAUGAUUAAUCAGAU
Cataglyphis hispanica is the source of this 5204-nucleotide messenger RNA. It is a transcript of the gene side, whose product is annotated as hemicentin-2. Lineage: Eukaryota; Metazoa; Arthropoda; Insecta; Hymenoptera; Formicidae. Bases 1975 to 4356 code for a protein of 793 amino acids. The transcript is spliced from 12 exons. Gene Ontology annotation, molecular function: protein binding. The record is from RefSeq and is a predicted model, not a curated record.